AUGUCACAAUCAGGACCACAAAUUCCAGAACUUGGUAGUGAAUUCCUGACAGUAGAGAAAUUCAAAGAAGCUGCUCAGCAAGGUGCUAAGGCAGCAGGCUUUGCUUUCAGUGUAUCAUCAUCAAAAAUGUCGCGUGUUGAGAAAGAUGGUUGUACUCCCUUUGUUACCCUACAAUGUGUAAUGGGAGGAAAAUACAGAAAUAAUCAUGAAAUUACUGAAGAAACUAGAAAAAGAGUGAAGUUUACAAAACGUCAAAGCUGCCUUGUUAGUUUAAGAGCUACUUUAAAUGAAAAUACUGGUGUUUGGGUAGUAUCCUCUUAUAAAAGUCAACAUAAUCACGAACCUCUUUCUUCAACACAAGUACAUUGCCUUCAUCAACAUCAGGUUUUUAACAAAGAGCAAAAAGAACUAGUUCAUCUUAUGCUUAAAACUGAAGGAAGCCAUAGUGGAUUGAAAAAGGCAAUAGAGGCGGCAAGUGGUUUAGAGCAGGUUUUUUCACAUAUUGAUCGUGCCUUUCGUCAACAUAAAUUACAAACAAAUAGAGCUUUGGGAUUAAAUAUUAUUUCUGCAGAUCCAUUUAUUCUUAAUAAUAAAAGGUUCGAACAGCUACUUGGAAAAAUUUCUAAGUGGACAAUUAAUAAAAUAAAAAAGGAAAUAUGUGAAAUUAAAGAAAACGACAAUAAUGAAAAAAAUAAUCAUUGUGAAUUGCCUCUAUUGUCUUCUUCAUCCCAGUCAAUUGAUAUAGCCGUUAAUAAGGCUUUAUACAAACUUGAAGAAAAAUACAAAACCUUAAGUGACAGUGGAUCCAAAGCUACACUUUUACAAAAAAUUGAAGCUCUAGCUAUUGAAGAGAAUAUAAUUCCAAAGGCACCAUUACGAUGA
This is a messenger RNA of Racocetra fulgida, 882 nucleotides long. Lineage: Eukaryota; Fungi; Glomeromycota; Glomeromycetes; Diversisporales; Gigasporaceae. The record is from the annotation of a GenBank genome assembly.